Molecule: messenger RNA, 2928 nt
Organism: Aspergillus affinis
Lineage: Eukaryota; Fungi; Ascomycota; Eurotiomycetes; Eurotiales; Aspergillaceae
Exons: 2
Coding region: 1-2928 (975 amino acids)
Source: RefSeq, a predicted model, not a curated record
AUGGAGUCAGUCGCAGUUCAGGGAUGCGACCAAGAUAUCAACCAGCAGUCCGAAGCUAGCUCCCUCUCGACUUCCGUUAUGGGCUCCGGGGGUGAGACAGUUGCAGUGUCUGAGCAGGCGGACGACCUGACUCAACAUUUUACAAAGUUGGGUCUUGCGGAAUCCGUUCCGCGACCUGCAGCUGUUGUCUCCUCGGGUUCGUCCGACAGCCCAAUGUGGCAUCUGGAGACAGUGCGGCCUGCGAGAGACCCCACCAGCGCGUCUUCGACCGUUGAUGGUGGUUCCUCUGAACACGCCUCGCAGGCGGCUGUCUCCGUUGCUCCUGUUGAGCCGCGGGGGCCAUCGAUCUUCGAUGAGUCCCCACCGUUCUUCGGACUUCCCUACAUUGGGGACUGUGCACGGCGGCAGGCUCAACAGACCCCGAGCUUAAUAUCCCUGGCCCGCCCGCGAACGUACUAUGACGAUCCGUCAUUCUUUUGGGCUCGGGUCAGGGAUGAGCGAAGGGUGUUGGUGCCGAAGACUUUGGCUGAGGGUCGUCAACGAAUCCCUCAAUUCAGCCCAGCUGCGGUUCGAGAACCCGGCGAGCCAUCGCAUACCGUGUCGGUGCCUGUUAGGCCCUCGACUUCUGCCCCGGGUUCUCGGCCGCGGGUGCCGGUGACCCUCUCUCCAAUUCCGGAGCAGUCUGAGACGGAGAUGAGUCCCGGCCUCGGUCGCUCAAAGGUAGGUGCGGGUACAGAGGUUGCCGCCGGAGCAUCGGCUGCCUCGGCUGCCUCCCAAUCCCCGAUAGUUCCCAAGGAGACUUCCCGCUGCCUGGAUGCUCGCGAUCCAUCUCGUGUGAGCAAAAAGAACAAAACACUAACGCCCAAGAAAGUCAAUAGGAAGCGCACCCGUUCCGUCGUGAGCGACGAGGAAACGGCUGCGGGGGGCCCAGAGACCCCGAUUGCUAACAAGCGUCGGAACCUGGGGGUCCCGGGAAGUACCCCUUUCGCCCGGAGACUCCCCCCUCUCUCCCGUCGAUUAUCGUCGACGUCCGUGCCUUACUCAGAAAGGUUGCGGCGACGGCAGGCAGAGAGAAACGGAAGAAUCCAUCGGACUGUCUUCAGGCUCCCAGAGUAUAUAGCCCAGGAGAUGGCCGAUCGCCAAGCAGCGGAGACCGCUAGCCAACAGAGUGCAAUUCCGGAACCUCCCUUGACGCACGUCGAUGCCCCAGAAGACUCGGAGAAAUCUCAGGACCAGGACCAGCCAGUUCAAGACGCGCCCGCUGAACCCACUUUAGAACAGCCUUCAGCAGCCCUUUCCUCGGCCUUGCCCGAAACGCCUCGUAGAGGCUGGAACAUUCGCGGUCUGCUCAAUUCUGUGCCUCGCUCUUUCUCUCGACUCAUCCCGGGUCUCGGCCGCCGGUCGUCAGCGCAGAUUAAACAGACCGAACAAUCAUUGCCGUCUUUGAACUCUGAGACCACUAAGCAGCCGGCUUCAGAACGUAUCGACCGCACAGUGGAUACUGAGCCAGAGUUUCCCGCUGCCAAAGCCAAGUUCCGGUCCUGGAGGUCUCGUCGCAUGACUACUGGUGAGCCGGCCCAGAAGCGUCGGAAUCUUGAAUACUCUCUUUGGCCACGUCCAAUGGACAAGUCACUCUAUCUUAGUGAUAUCGCCACUCCCCUCCGGGAUUUACCUGAGCCAUCCACCUUGCAGUCUGCUUCUCUGCAGCCUACUUCACAGUCGUCUGCCGUUGAUACACGUCCUAAUGAACCAACUCCCACCUCUACCACCACCGUCAUCUCGGAAUCCUCUGCUCAGAUCGAAAACGCAUCAUCGGCUACUCAGGCUCAAGAGAUUAGAGGACGCGAGACUCCGCAGCAGGCUAGCUCUAACAAGCAGAAGAAGCGCAAGCGUGCGCCGUCGCCCGACGUUAUUCCCAACCCGCCUGGCUGCAGCUACGGAAUGGAUACCGACUACUUCUGGUACAGCUCUGAGAGCGAGGAUGAGGCACCUGAGCAGUCUACUGCUCCUCAGCAGGCCAACGGUCUGGCUAGAACUGCUGUGCGCAGUGCUCUCCGCUCAGAUCGAGCUGCAUCUAAAAAGGUCCGAUUCGACGCUAGCCCCGAGGACACUCCAUCGAAACUUCGCACUCGCGCCCGCGCUACCGACCCUUACACUGGAUCUCAUUUCAUCGGCAUGGGCAGUGGAUCCCCUUCGUCCAGCUUUGCACCUCCGUCGCCUACUCCGAACGCGCCCAGCCCCGCUCCGUUUGUCGAAGAGGAAGAGGAAGACCUGUACGGGCCGUCUCCGGUUGUCGACCCUCGCACUCGUCCGGGAUUCAUCCCCAACACGCAGGGAACUUUCCAGCUUGAUUACGACGCCUUCUCAGAUGACUCUUCUGAAUCUAGUGAACCGUCUUCUCCCACAAGCGCUUCUGCUCCGAGCCCUGCACCUGCUGCGGAGACUCCACUCGUCGAAAGCCCUCGAUCUCCUACACCUUCUCCUGCACCUUCAGUUGCGCCGUCUGCUACACCUCGUCAGACUUCGAUCAUCCCUACAUCAACUCCAGCAGCCGCGGUAGACGACGAAGCUCUCGCAAAGGCUCGGUCUCUGGCCGAAAAACACAAACCCAAAACCCCCAGUCGCCUUCGCACCGCAAGUCGCUACUCUAGUCCUAUGACUAUCACCCCGGAUGCUCGCAUCGAGAGCGCGCCUGUUGAGGAUUUCGGUGAUGACGAAUUUGCCCAAGAUGCUCAAUGGCUUUAUGAACACUGUCCCUCUGGCGAUCUUACCCAAUUCCAGUGGCCAGAUAAGCAGGGCUACCAGGAAAGUCUGGAGAUUAGCCAAACUGCCAUUGAUGUUCUUGCUAAAGUGUGGAACGACUCUGAGGUCGAUGAGGCUCACAAUCUCUUCUGUCAAGGCUUCGAAGAAUUCAAGCAGCAGGCAUAA